This is a messenger RNA of Verruconis gallopava, 1192 nucleotides long. RefSeq lists its product as uncharacterized. The record is from RefSeq and is a predicted model, not a curated record. Gene Ontology annotation, molecular function: protein-lysine N-methyltransferase activity. Bases 237 to 1013 code for a protein of 258 amino acids. The transcript has 4 exons. Lineage: Eukaryota; Fungi; Ascomycota; Dothideomycetes; Venturiales; Sympoventuriaceae. Gene Ontology annotation, biological process: peptidyl-lysine dimethylation.
GGCGUAUUGGUCUCCACACACAUACGAACUUUGCGAAUACAAUUCGCUCUACCGAAGCGUAGCAAACGGUAUUGGCCAUCAUCGUGUAUUGUCGCAAAAUGUCUGCUGCAUGAAAAAGGCCAACUUCAGCAUCCCCGGUGGAGUUUAAUUUCCUAAGUUCCGACGGGAAAGCCUUCCGCGCACACGAUUAUUCGGACCAUUCAACUCGCCCUGUGUGACGUGCACAAGUUUUUCAGAUGGCGGACGCUGAAGACGGUGAAGACUUUUCUCUGUUCGAGGAACCAAGAGAUUUUUUCAAACCUGAGGCCCAACCCACCUUUGUCUCACAUACGCUUCUCUCCGGCAAGAAGCUGACCUUACGUCUAGUAGGACAUAAUCCUCUUUGGGGUCAUUUUCUGUGGAAUGCCGGUCGGACAAUAGCCGACUAUCUCGAGGAGAAUGCUUCGGAAUAUGUUAAAGGACGUAAUAUUUUAGAGCUGGGUGCUGGUGCUGGCCUGCCAAGCCUGAUUUGCGCUCUAAACGGCGCGAACAGAGUUAUUGUGACUGAUUAUCCUGAUCCGGAACUCAUCGAGAAUUUGAAAACCAAUAUUGAACAGUGUUCAGCGUUUACCAACCCUGGAAUACUCGAAACAACCGGCCACCUGUGGGGUGAUUCUGUUGAUUCUCUUCUAGCUCUUCUUCCACCGAAUAACAAGCCUACCGGCUUCCAGACACUGAUAUUGGCGGAUCUUUUAUUUAACCAUUCCGAACACGUUAAACUAUUGCAUUCUAUCGAGCACACCUUACAGCACAGCUCAGAUGCUUGCGCCCUUGUGUUUUUCACUCCGUAUAGACCAUGGCUUUUGGAGAAAGACCUCGCAUUUUUUGAACUUGCGAAGCAAGCAGGCUUUAUGGUUGAGAAAAUUUUUGAGAAGCUUAUGGAGAAAGUCAUGUUUAAGGAGGAUCCUGGGGACGAGAAGUUAAGACGAACGGUUUAUGGCUACCGGCUCAGGAGGGCUGGGACUAGUGAAUAAUUGUCAUGAAGAACUAGAGUUUAAUGCCACGGGUUACAAGCUCCUGACAACUAUGUGUGAAGCAGGUCGCACGCACUCGUAUAGCUGAACUUUCUGAAUAUUGAAUAUCAUGUUAACUGCGCACUCGCAAGUGCUUCGACUUUGUUCAAACUGAAAAGUAUGACACUUGUCCAUUAUUC